Cuscuta epithymum is the source of this 772-nucleotide messenger RNA. NCBI's taxonomy places the organism in Eukaryota, Viridiplantae, Streptophyta, Magnoliopsida, Solanales, Convolvulaceae. The record is from the annotation of a GenBank genome assembly.
CUAAUACUCUCGGAUGAGUGGAUCUUCACGAUUGAAUUUGAGCGAAGGUGGUUCCCUGGUUGCAGCCUUCCGUUACUCCCAUAAUCGCGACUAAAUUUCUCUAUGCCGGUGGUUUCAGCCGCAAAACUCACACAGAUAAUCCAGCGAAGGCCCAUAAAAAGCAUGGCCCCAUCAAAGAAAGGCAAAACCAAAGGUAACUCAGCCACCGAGUCAACUCAGUGUAUGCCUCCUUCCGCUUCCAAAUACCCGGCUUGUAUCCGUGUCGUUGCCCCGUCUUCCGUAUCAAUAACCAUCCACGCCAAGCCCGGCUCCAAAAUUGCCACCAUUACUGAUUUGAGCGACGAGGCUGUUGGGAUCCAGAUUGAUGCGCCAGCUAAAGAUGGCGAAGCAAAUGCUGCUCUUAUUGACUACAUUAGCUCAUCUCUUUUGGACAGGUUCUUGGCGUAAAACGAAGGCAAGUUUGCAUACGUUCUGGGUCAAAGUGUAGGGAUAAGGUAGUUAUUGUGGAAGAAGUGAAUGUACAGACUGUGUUUGAUGCACUGGACAGAGCUUUGAAGAGUCACUGUUAGGGAGCAGAAUGAUAUGGUUGUGAUGUUAUUAUGUAGCAUAUGUGUGCAUAUCAGUAAGUAUAUUGAACCAACGUAUGUUUAUUUAUAAGUUCAAGCUCGUUACGCUUUUUUUCAAUUAUUGCCGCUUUUAAUCCAUACAAGAUUUUGUUAUUAGCAUGUUUGACACUCGGCUUUGAGUUUUACCAAAGAAAAAGACGUGAGCC